AUGUUCACUUGGAACGAUCCGGUAUCGAAACGUGUGCUCACACUGCUGUCUGGUGAGGAUGUGAGUCAACAGCAUGUACAAUGACUCUCGGCUUAAUAUCCUCGGUGAUAUCAUAAUUGGUGCUCAACAAAUGUGAGCCCUGAAUAUACGUUGACCUAUGAAACGACGUUGGGCGCCAUCCCGUAGUAUGACCUGUUCGAAGGCUGGGUAGGUUGUGGUUCGCAUAUGUAUGCCUAUUUGGGGCCGGCCUAAAUUCACAGUGCUGAUUCCUAGAAAAUAACAUUGGAAUCAAUCACCAAUCGAGCUUGGUGGGUUGGCCACAAAGUCUUUGUGAUGAAUGUUUUCGGGGCAGAGUGUAUGCAGCCGAGGUUCUGCCUUCUCCUGAAUCUCUAUGGUCUCUAAUCUAGUUUUAGAAAUUAAAAUGCAAACUUAUCUUCAGCGAUGCCGUCGUUAGAGCCUUGGAAUAAACUUGAAUGCUUGUCCAAUGACUUCAUUAGUUUUUUUCUAACUCCAAAUACUUGAUACAAUUUAUCAGGUAUGAGUCUAACAAUUGCUUCCUCUUUUGAGAACUAAGUUGAAAUAAAUAAAACCUUUUUGCCUGCGAUUCACCCUGAUUAUUCCGAUUUCUAAGGUUCCUGUUUACCACGUAUUUGAGGAAGAAAUCGAACCAGUGGGUCUUCCCGAAAAUGAGGACGAUGACUUCUUAGAAAUGUCCGAACGUGAAUUAGACAACGCUACAAGUACAGUCUAUCAGUCAGAGGCGUCAGGGACGCCUUCGGCGAGUUCGAUUGGAGAUGGUUAUACGGAGAAUAGCGUGGCUUACGAGGAUUUCGUAACUGCUGAUGACUCGGCGGCUCUUGGCAUUCAGCCCACUGAAACCUGGGAGGCGGACCUGUUAAUGUCGUUGACAAACAUGACUGCGUAG
This is a messenger RNA of Spirometra erinaceieuropaei, 925 nucleotides long. The record is from the annotation of a GenBank genome assembly. Lineage: Eukaryota; Metazoa; Platyhelminthes; Cestoda; Diphyllobothriidea; Diphyllobothriidae.